AUGUCUGAGAGAUUGCUGUUCAAGGAUAGGGUUGUGGUGAUAACAGGGGCCGGUGGAGGUCUAGGGAAAGUUUACGCGUUGGAAUAUGCCAAGAGAGGUGCCAAAGUUGUUGUCAAUGAUUUGGGUGGGACUUUGGGUGGCUCUGGUAGCAAUAGUCGUGCAGCAGAUGUGGUUGUGGAUGAGAUUAAGAAUGCCGGAGGUGAGGCGGUGGCUAAUUAUGACUCAGUGAACGAUAAUGGUGAAAGAAUUAUCAAGACCGCAAUUGACAAUUUUGGACGAGUUGAUAUUUUAAUCAAUAAUGCAGGCAUCUUGAGAGAUGUUUCAUUUGCAAGGAUGUCGGAGAAAGAGUUUGGUUCGGUCGUCGAUGUUCAUUUGAACGGUGGUUACAAGCUUUGUAAAGCUGCUUGGCCUUACAUGCUAUCGCAAAAAUUCGGUAGAAUUAUCAAUACGGCCUCCCCUGCUGGCUUGUUUGGGAAUUUCGGUCAGGCUAACUAUUCAGCAGCCAAGUUGGGCUUGGUAGGAUUGGCAGAGACUUUGGCCAAGGAAGGUUAUAAAUACAACAUAAGGGUCAAUUCUAUUGCGCCUUUAGCGAGAUCUAGGAUGACUGAGAACGUGCUGCCACCCCACAUUUUGAAGCAGCUUGGUCCCGAAAAAAUCGUUCCCUUAAUUUUAUUUUUGACGCAUGAAACAACUCAGGUGACCAACUCUAUUUUCGAGCUGGCAGCUGGUUUCUACGGACAACUCAGAUGGGAAAGAUCUGCGGGCCAGAUCUUCAAUCCUAAUCCUGAGACCUUUACACCAGAGGCAAUUUUAAACAAGUGGAAGUGUAUCGUGGAUUUCAAGGACAAGCCGUUUAAUAAGGUUCAACAUCCAAUACAAUUAUCAGAUUAUAACGAUCUUAUUACAAAGGCUAAAAAAUUGCCAGCUCAGAAUGAUCAGGGUUCGAUCAAAGUUGAUUCCUUACGGGGUAAGGUGGUAAUAAUCACCGGUGCAGCCAGUGGUCUGGGGAAAUCUCAUGCUCUAUGGUUUGCUCGAUACGGUGCCAAAGUUGUCAUCAACGAUAUUCGUAAUGCAAAUGGAGCAGUCGAGGAAAUAAACCAAAAGUUUGGAGAUGGUACAGCUGUCGCUGAUAACCAUGACAUUGUUACUCAGGCUCCUCAAAUUAUUGAGGAGGCCUUAAAGAAGUUUGGUCGGGUGGACGUUUUAGUCAACAAUGCCGGAAUUUUACGUGACAGAUCCUUUAAGAAGAUGACUGAUGAUGAAUGGUUUGCCGUGCUGAAGGUUCAUCUUUACGCUACUUUCGCCAUGUCUAAAGCUGUUUGGCCCGUCUUCUUAAAACAAAAAUCAGGUUAUAUCAUCAACACGACCUCCACAUCUGGAAUAUAUGGUAAUUUUGGUCAGGCAAAUUAUGCAGCCGCCAAGGCCGCAAUACUUGGUUUCUCGAAGACAAUUGCGCUCGAGGGUGCGAAGAAAGGUAUCAGGGUCAACAUUAUCGCCCCUCAUGCAGAAACUGCGAUGACCAAGACUAUCUUCACUGAGAAGGAGUUGGUCAAUCACUUCGACGCAUCUCAAGUCUCACCAUUCGUUGUUCUUCUAGCUAGCGAAGAAUUGCAACAAAACUGUGGAAAGAAAGGUGUCAACGGCCAGUUAUUUGAAAUUGGUGGAGGCUGGUGUGGUCAAACUAGAUGGCAAAGAAGUGAAGGUUUCGCCUCCGUUGCAGAUCCGGUAGAACCUGAAGCUAUCAGAGACAAUUGGAAUUUGAUUACUAAUUUCAAAUCUGGAACCGUCAACCCUAGUACAACUGAAGAAUCAUCUAUGGCAAUUUUACAAGCUGUUCAAAUGGCCCAAUCUUCAAAAUCAUCUAAGGAUAUUUUCAAUUAUACUGAAAGAGACUGUAUCCUAUAUAAUUUGGGUCUGGGGGCCACAAGUAAGGAGCUGUCGCUCACGUAUGAAAAUGAUCCCAAUUUCCACGUUCUACCCUCAUUUGCCGUGAUUCCCUUCAUGACAAGCAUUACUGCUUUGAACAUGAACAAGCUAGUGGAAAACUUUAACUACGCCAUGCUGCUCCACGGCGAGCAGUACUUUAAAUUGGGCCAAUAUCCUUUACCAACUAAAGGAAGUUUGAAGACUAUCGCUAAGCCAUUGCAAAUUUUGGACAAGAAUGGCAAAGCCGCUGUGAUUGUUGGGGGAUUUGAGACAUAUGAUACCAAGACGAAGAAACUGCUAGCCUACAAUGAGGGAUCAUUCUUUAUUAGAGGUGCUCGUACCCCAGGUGGCAAGCAGAUCAUCAAGGGUGAGAGAGCUAAAUUUGCCACGCAAAAAUUUAAGGCACCAACAGAUAAGGAACCCGAUUUCGAGAUUGAGGUGCUGACGAACAAAGACCAAGCUGCGUUAUACAGACUUUCUGGAGACUACAAUCCUUUACACAUUGAUCCAAACCUUGCUAAAGCUGUGAAAUUCCCACGCCCUAUUUUGCAUGGGUUAUGUACACUAGGUGUCAGCGCUAAGGCUCUGCUGGAGAAAUUUGGUCCAUAUGUCGAACUUAAAGUUAGGUUUACCAAUGUUGUGUUUCCAGGUGAAAAACUAAGGAUUAAAGCUUGGAAGCAACUUAAUGGCAUUGUCAUUUUCCAAACCCUUGACGUUGAUAGAGACGUCGUAGUCUUAGACAACUGUGCUAUCAAAUUAAGUGGAUCGGAAUCCAAAUUAUGA
This is a messenger RNA of Torulaspora delbrueckii, 2709 nucleotides long. It is a transcript of the gene FOX2, whose product is annotated as bifunctional hydroxyacyl-CoA dehydrogenase/enoyl-CoA hydratase FOX2. The record is from RefSeq and is a predicted model, not a curated record. The transcript has a single exon. Lineage: Eukaryota; Fungi; Ascomycota; Saccharomycetes; Saccharomycetales; Saccharomycetaceae. Gene Ontology annotation, molecular function: oxidoreductase activity. The coding region runs from base 1 to 2709 and encodes 902 amino acids.